Molecule: messenger RNA, 1359 nt
Organism: Phragmites australis (common reed)
Lineage: Eukaryota; Viridiplantae; Streptophyta; Magnoliopsida; Poales; Poaceae
Product: GDSL esterase/lipase At5g33370-like
Exons: 5
Coding region: 34-1134 (366 amino acids)
Molecular function (GO): hydrolase activity, acting on ester bonds
Source: RefSeq, a predicted model, not a curated record
CACUCUAAUUACCCCCCGCAAACACUUCUGACAAUGAGCGCCUCCUCCUGUUUGCUGUUGGCGACUGUGCUCGCCGUUGGUCUACUGGCGCCGGCGUCGGAGUGCGCGCGCACCUUCUUGGUCUUCGGCGAUUCGCUGGUAGACAGCGGCAACAACAACUACCUGAUGACCACGGCGCGCGCCGACGGGCCGCCGUACGGGAUCGACUACCCGACCCACCGCGCCACCGGACGCUUCUCCAACGGCCUGAACAUCCCCGACAUUAUAAGCGAGCACCUCGGCGCCGAGCCCACGCUGCCGUACCUGAGCCCCGGGCUCCGCGGGAAGAAACUGCUCGUCGGCGCCAACUUCGCGUCGGCCGGCGUCGGCAUCCUCAACGACACUGGUUUCCAGUUUCUGAACAUCAUCCGGAUGAACACGCAGCUAGAGUACUUCGGCGAGUACCAGGGCAAGCUGCGCGCGCUGGUGGGCGCGGCCCGUGCGCAGCAGGUGGUGCGGCGCGCGCUGGUGCUCAUCACCCUCGGCGGCAACGACUUCGUGAACAACUACUUCCUCGUCCCCAUCUCCCUGCGCUCCCGCCAGUACUCGCUGCCCGACUACGUCCGCUACCUCGUCUUGGAGUACAAGAAGAUCCUCGUCAGGCUGUACAUGAUGGGUUGCCGUCGCGUGGUGGUGACGGGCACGGGUCCGCUGGGCUGCGCGCCGGCGGUCCUGGCGACGCGCAGCCGCAACGGCGAGUGCGUCAAGGAUCUGAUGCGCGCCGCGGAGCUCUUCAACCCGCAGCUGACCGGCGCCCUGGACCAGCUCAACAGGCAAUUCGGUGCCGGCACGUUCAUCGCCGCUAACACCUUCCGCGUCCACUUCGACUUCAUCACCAAUCCCGCCGCCUACGGGUUCAAGACGGCGAAGAAGGCGUGCUGCGGGCAGGGCCCCUACAAUGGGCUGGGGCUGUGCAUGACGGCGUCGAACCUGUGCGGCGACCGGAGCAAGUACGUGUUCUGGGAUCCGUACCACCCCACGGAGCGCGCCAACCGCAUCAUCGUGAGACAGUUCGUGAGCGGGUCACUCGACUACGUCAGCCCCAUGAACCUCAGCACCGUCUUCGAGAUGGACGCGAGAGAUCGAUUGGCCUAGCUAGCCUGGUCGAUCUAUCGAGGAAAGAACCAGGCGAUCGAGCUACGUACGUGUGCGUCAAUGUUGCUGUCCUGUACGAGCGUGCGUAUGGUACAACGUAGGGUGUGUGGUUGGUACGUUGGGGAGGUUGGUUCGUGUAGGAGAUGGAUCGGAUGAUGACGUUUUAAUGGGAGAGACAAAGAGUUUAUGAAUUGGCAAGCCAUGGAGCACAUACAUUUGCUGCAA